CUGUUCUUGCUUUCGGCUGUGCCGAACACUAUCGCUGUUCUCCGUUGUAUAGAGACAAUCCCUGCCUUUGUGCUCGUUGACGACCUAUAAGUAUACGCUUUCGCGUGCGAUACCUUCGAACGGCGGCACCAUUCACCAAUCCCAUUCACAUUCCCAUACAACAUGCAUCUCCCCACAUAUCUCAUCCUCCUUGCUCUUGCGCAAGCAUACCCAGCUGAGGCCGCCCACUCCAACAUCUUCAGGCGCGCAACGGAAAGCUUCCACAAGGUCGCACUGAAACAUAGCGCUGGCCUUGCACGCGACCUUCGAAUCGCGUUUGGUGGCCUUCUCGUCGACAAACGUUCUGACCAUCGUCUGGUUGCACGAUCUAGUACUGGUCAACAGCAAUGCGUCGUGAGUCUGCAGGGGGAGUCAGACGGCUCGGGCUCCGGUCUGGGUGCAAACGCUACCAGCGCUACGAGUGGACAUGCUAGCGCAACAGCGAGCGCGGUUCCUUCUACGGCCACGAAGACAGGGUCUAGCGCUACGCCUUCAUCGACGUCGGCUUGGAAGGUCGCACAGAACUGGGAAGGAGACAAUUUCUUUUCGGGCUGGGAUUUCUGGACCUUGGCAGAUCCCACGAAUGGAAAUGUCAACUACCUGAGCGGAAGUGCUGCUGCUUCGGGCAACUUGACGGGGAUCAACAGUGCGGGAAAUGCCUACAUGCGUGUCGACACUACGGACACUGUUACAACGAACCGUAACUCAGUUCGGAUCACGACCGAGUUCUCAUUUGACCAGGGAUUGAUGAUCAUGGAUGCCGUUCAUAUGCCCACUGGAUGUGGCACCUGGCCAGCUUUCUGGACGAACGGUCCAAACUGGCCUGCAGGUGGUGAGAUUGACAUCGUCGAGGGCGUGAAUGACUAUACGAACAACCAAGCCACGAUCCACACCAACCCAGGUUGCAACCUACCCUCGUCGUCGUCCUCUACGCUCGGGAUCACGGGCACCAUCGUGGGCGGCACGAACUGCGCCGCUGCGGAGACAGGUAACCAAGGGUGUGGUGUUCGUGCGGUUGAGACUAACUCCUUCGGUGCUGCCUUCAACGAUGCCGGUGGAGGAGUUUACGCCAUGAAGCUCGAUUCGUCCGGCGUCUCUGUCUACUUCUGGACUCGCUCCGCCAUUCCCUCCGACAUCACCUCAGGCUCGCCGGACCCCGACUCUUGGGGAACACCCAUGGCCGACUGGCCCACCACAGACUGCACCACCGCAACCUACUUCUACGAGCAGGUCGCGAUCUUCGAUACGACGUUGUGUGGUGAUUGGGCCGGAACCGGGUGGGAUACGACGGGCAUACCAGGGCAGGAUCAGAGUUGUGCGACGAGGACGGGGGUCAGUACGUGUGAGAGUUAUGUACAGAAUCAUGGGUCGAGUUUCGAUGAGGCUUAUUGGGAAGUGAAGAGCGUCAAGAUCUAUCAGACCUCAUAGAACCUUCUUCAGUCCUUCUCUUUCCGGCUCGUCUUCACACCUCUGUAUCAAUACUCGCCAUGGUCGCCUAUUAUUCUCCAGUAGCAUCAUCCAUUCAGGUCCAAGGCUCUACCAUUAUUCACGCAUUCACGCACAUACUUAUUCACGACAUCAACGAUCCCUUCCUUGCAUUCACCUUCAACUGAUCGAUCCAUUCAUCCCUCCUCGCACGUUCUCUCUUGGUAUAUUUGCUUUACUUCACUUUACUUAUCGGAGGUUUAUUGUCUUAUGGUUCACGUUCUCCCUCUUCCUUUGGGCUUGAAGCCCUCCAUAGUCCCGUCGCGCCUUCGCUUCUGGUGGAGGCGCGUCGUGGACUCACUUUCUUCCCCUGCUUUUCUGUUCUUGGGAUUUUGUGCAUAGUCUUUCUUUAUACUUCUCUGGUAUAUGUGUAUUUACUUAUGUCCAUAGAUGUCGUGGUGGUUGUGAAGGGCUCGUACAUACCGUAGUGUGAUCGGGACUGAUAGGGUUCGGAGAUGGGGAGAUGGUGGAGGUGCCGCCGAUGAGCCGGGAAGACGGGGUUGAGGGGGUGGUCUGGUUGGAGGGUGUUGGAUGCUAUGUUAUAUAGAUCGAGCUGCCACGAUUGUAAUGAUAGGAAUAAAUGGUGUUGAUU
Stereum hirsutum FP-91666 SS1 is the source of this 2116-nucleotide messenger RNA. RefSeq lists its product as uncharacterized. NCBI's taxonomy places the organism in Eukaryota, Fungi, Basidiomycota, Agaricomycetes, Russulales, Stereaceae. Bases 163 to 1467 code for a protein of 434 amino acids. The transcript is spliced from 9 exons. Gene Ontology annotation, molecular function: hydrolase activity, hydrolyzing O-glycosyl compounds. The record is from RefSeq and is a predicted model, not a curated record. Gene Ontology annotation, biological process: glucan catabolic process.